AUGUCAGAUCCAAACAAGAAGUUAGAACAACUCUCAUUACAAUUCUCAAAUCAUCAACAAAGUCUAAAUGAUCUAAUCACAUCACGAUCAACUUUAGAAACUCAAUUACAAGAAAAUAAAAUUGUUGAACAGGAGUUGGCGGAGUUAUCAACAUCCACGGACAAGAUUUAUAAAUUGACUGGACCUGUGUUGUUGCCUCAGGAAUUUCAUGAAGCUAAAUUGAAUGUUGAUAAACGGAUCGAGUUUAUACUGGAGGAGAUUAAACGGGUGGAAAAGAAGAUUGAUAAUGAGGAAGUGGAAAUGGACAAGAUUAGAAGUGAGCUAAUUGCUUUUCGGACACAACAAGCUCAGGCGUAA
Lodderomyces parapsilosis is the source of this 357-nucleotide messenger RNA. It is a transcript of the gene YKE2, whose product is annotated as tubulin-binding prefolding complex subunit. Gene Ontology annotation, molecular function: protein-folding chaperone binding. The record is from RefSeq and is a predicted model, not a curated record. The transcript has a single exon. Lineage: Eukaryota; Fungi; Ascomycota; Pichiomycetes; Serinales; Debaryomycetaceae. Gene Ontology annotation, cellular component: prefoldin complex; cytoplasm. Gene Ontology annotation, biological process: chaperone-mediated protein complex assembly; protein folding. The coding region runs from base 1 to 357 and encodes 118 amino acids.